AUGACGACUCCAGUUGUACCCACCAUCUCCAGAUGUUCCAGUGGAGGCAGCUUUCGAAAUGCUAUCUCUUUGCCCAGUUCUUGCCAGAGCAGGACUUGGCAACUGGUUACAUGCCAAGACAGUUGUCAGCCACCCAGCCAUGUUCCAGUGAGCAGUGAACCCGUUGCUUGUCAACCUACCUGCCCCCCAGAACUGUCCUGCGUGGGUUUUGUUUGCCAACCUCCAUGCUCACGCACAACGUACCAUAAGCCUGGCACCGAUCAGGCUUCUUGUGCAGGUGCCUCCUGCCAGCCAUCCUGCUUGGAAUCUGCUAAUGAUCAGACACAGUGCAGUGGUGCCAGCCCCUACCACCAGGACGCCUGCCAGGAGUCUGCCUGCGCAUCUGGACCGUGCCAGGCAGCGUGUGGCCAAGCUGUCGGCUGUGAUGCCGGGUCCUGCCAGCCAUCCUGCUCUGAAGCUACUUCCUGUGCUGAAACACCAUGCCUACCAGUCAUCUGCGAGCCUAGUCUGUGCCAACCAACCCACUGCCAAGGAGGCUCUUGCCAACCCGUCGGAGGUGAAGGUCAGCCCUGCGGGUCAGUUUAUUACCAACCCAUCUGCUAUGUUUUCAAGCCUUGCCAAACAGUUCCCUGCAUGCGUGUUUCCUGCCAUCCAUUGACUUGCAUGUUCAGUUCUGGCUGUCAGACUUGUUGCGUGCCCUCCCCUUGCCAGCCUCUUCACUGCCAACCAGCUCCUUCUGUUUCCUUCAUCUGCCAGCCAGUAGCUAACUGCCAGUCCCCUUGUUCUGUAAGGAGCCCUUGUCAAUCAGCUUCGUGUGGCACUGGGCUUUCUGGCCAACCAGCUUGUGGCAUUUCUACUUGCUGCAACCAAAGUGCUUGCAGACCCCCUUCCUGCCAGCCACCAUGCUGCGUGAUGGGUUCAGGCAAAUCCUCCAGUGGUGACUCCAGUUCCUGCCGACUGACUCUUCCAAGUGUAUGUAAGGCCGGCACCUGCUUGCCGACUUCCCGACAGGCCAGCCGUGAGUCCAGCUCCCCCGAGGCCCAGUGUCACUGA
Molecule: messenger RNA, 1053 nt
Organism: Jaculus jaculus (lesser Egyptian jerboa)
Lineage: Eukaryota; Metazoa; Chordata; Mammalia; Rodentia; Dipodidae
Gene: Krtap29-1
Product: keratin associated like protein 29-1
Exons: 1
Coding region: 1-1053 (350 amino acids)
Cellular component (GO): keratin filament
Source: RefSeq, a predicted model, not a curated record